Postia placenta MAD-698-R-SB12 is the source of this 858-nucleotide messenger RNA. RefSeq lists its product as hypothetical. Bases 1 to 858 code for a protein of 285 amino acids. Lineage: Eukaryota; Fungi; Basidiomycota; Agaricomycetes; Polyporales; Adustoporiaceae. The transcript is spliced from 3 exons. The record is from RefSeq and is a predicted model, not a curated record. Gene Ontology annotation, molecular function: protein binding.
AUGUCCUCAAGUCUUGUACACCACCGUGACGUCCUAUUUGGCCCGAUAUCAGUCGAUGACUCUGCGUCGGAUGAAUACUCGACCACGACCGACUCCGAGCCUCAGACGCCUGACCUCGAGCCGUUUUCUCCAACGCCUACACCGCCAAGGCCGGUCCAAAGCGCAGACUGGUUUCUUAGUGAUGGGAACGUAUAUUUGCGAGUGAAUGGUGCCUGCGAUGGACCCGACAUAAUCUACAAAGUACACGGAUACUUCCUGCAACGCGACUCGAUUAUAUUCCGCGACAUCUUGUGUGGAAGGCGUGGCGAAGACGGCAAGUCAGAAGACGCCGCGAUCUUUGUGCCGGACGUCGUCGAACAUGAGAUGGAUUGCUUGCUCUCAUUUCUAUACCACGGGAUGUACAAAUGCACGACUUUGGUCGACGAUUGGACUGCACUGCUCGCGAUCUCCUCACGGUACAUGUUCCACGAGAUACGCCUGCGUGCCAUCUCGGAGCUCGAGGCGCAACACGCGCGCAUCAGCCCCGUCCGGCGCAUCGUUCUCGCCGCCAAGCACGACGUCCAUGAGUGGCCGAAGCCGGCGUAUGUGGAGCUCUGCAUGCGGAACGAUCCGCUGUCGCCCUGGGAGGCGAAACAAUUAGGGCUAUACAAUGCGGUCAUGCUGGCGAAGGCGAGAGAGGUGGUGCUGCUGAGACGCGUGACGAUCCUCGAGGCCGCCCUGGGCAGCGGUGCUGGCUGUCCAUGCGGGACCGAGGUCUGCGAACGUGCCCGGCUGCGGGAGGCCCAGAAACGUGCACCGGAAAAGGACGAUUUUCACCAGUUUGUGACGGGUGUUGUUUCUGAGCUCUUCUCGCUGUGA